Impatiens glandulifera is the source of this 2112-nucleotide messenger RNA. RefSeq lists its product as uncharacterized. Gene Ontology annotation, molecular function: ubiquitin-protein transferase activity. Bases 152 to 1765 code for a protein of 537 amino acids. The record is from RefSeq and is a predicted model, not a curated record. The transcript is spliced from 12 exons. Gene Ontology annotation, biological process: protein ubiquitination. Lineage: Eukaryota; Viridiplantae; Streptophyta; Magnoliopsida; Ericales; Balsaminaceae.
CCCUAGACACGGGCGGCAACCUUGAGAAAAGCUCUGCGAUUGCGUUGGCGUUGGCGUUGCAAUAGUUACAUAAAUCCAUCAUCAUCGUGGUCGUGGUCGUGUUCGAUCAUCGCCAGACCCUCCCUCAUGUCAUGCUCCCAGUCCCAGUAGCAUGUCCACACUAUCCCCAGGAAACCUCUCGGUCGAUCUCUCAAUCGGCCAUCUAAUUCUCCCAGUUUCUGUUGCAUUUCCUUCUCCACAAUCCAUGGCAGCGUUAACUCCUCCCUACGUAUCCCCUCCUGAAAGGGUUCGAUACACUGACAUCGACCCAUACGAGGGUGCACCUUCUUCUACCUAUUUGAGAGCUGUCGAGACCUUGUCUGGAUCUCUUAUGAGACAUAAUGCUGUACUGAUCGAACUCCGUUCUGAAGAUGCUGCAAUGAUACGUUGCGGACUCGAGGCUUCAAGGUUAUAUUUCAGAACUAGGACUCAGAAUCCAGGGAAAGGAAGCCGGGCUCACUACUGUUAUAGGGCUGGAAGGCAAUCAGAAGACUGGGAUUCUUCACCCCCUUGCUUAGAUGAUGUCUUUAGGUGCAUGGGAAAAGUAGCCCGAGCAGCUUUGUCUGCAAUAGCAAGGCAUCUUCGUUUGAGAAGCGAUGUUUUUAAUCACUUACUUGAUGACAACCCACUGCCUACAAAUCAGACAUCUGCAUCAAUGCUGGUUGUGACAUACUCUACUCUCUCCGGGCAAACUAGCAAAAGUUCUGUGGGGCUUGGUAAGCCCCAUGUGAAUGUAGAAGUGGAGAAGGGGCUAUUGACUUUAAUUUCUUCGGAUUAUCCCGGUCUUCAGGUUUGUGAUCCCAAUAAUCAUUGGUACUUAGCAGAUGGUGGAUCAGCUCCUGGAGAUCUCUUGAUUCUUACUGGAAAAUGUCUAAGUCAUGCUACUGCAGGCUUACGUCCUGCAGCGUCUUAUAGAUCUUCAUUUGAUCAAUUUUCUGGUGGCGGAAGUGGGGGAAGUGGAAGGACAUCUCUAGAAUUCCGGUUAAUGCCUCAAGGUGAUGCGAUUCUGGAUUGUUCUCCUAUUUCUGCAGCUGGUCAUGUCAUUCCUCAAAGCUAUGUACCCAUAUCUGUUAGCCGGUUCUUGGAUGACCUUUCAGCUGAGGAGGAUGUGAUAUGCAACCUUUCUGAAAACACUGAAGGCAUUCAGAAGCAUAUGAAUAGAGAAAUUUCUUUGAGAAGCAUUCUUUCGGACCCUUUAUCUGGUGCAUUCCUUGAGGAUGCUAUGGUUGUCACAUGUGGGCAUUCCUUUGGUGGACUUAUGCUAAGGAAAGUUCUAGACACUUCAAAAUGCACCAUCUGUGAUGUAGAAAUUGAGAGCAACACUUUGAUCCCUAAUCACGCCCUGAGAUCUGCAGCCUUAGCUGUGAGACAGGAGGAUGAUAAGAGGCUUUUCCACAACGCGGCUAUUCGGAAGCGUAGAAAAGAAAUGAGUGAUAGCAUGGACAUCUCAAGAAGACAAAACCAGGAAGAUGUUGCCAUUGGUUCUGAUGAUGGGCUACAAAAAAAAGUGCAGUAUCCUUUUGCGGUGAACGAGAAAGUAUUAAUCAAGGGGAACAGGAGAACACCUGAUAAGUUCGUGGGGAAGGAAGCAAUAAUCACUUCACAAUGUUUGAAUGGCUGGUACUUGCUGAAGAUUGUAGAUAGUGGAGAGAACGUCCGGUUGCAAUACCGAUCUCUUAAAAAACUCUCUCAGUUGCAGGAUACUGAUCCUAGAGAUCCAUCAUAGAGAAACUGCUCAUUACUUGACUUCUUAUAGUUGUUUGGGAUGCUAUAAUGCUAAGUAGUAGGCAUCUCAGUAUGUGAGAAAAUUUGGGAUCAGUUUGUUCCAGAAUGUGGAUCAAGCAAGCUUUGUGGGUGAAAGGAGAUUGUAUCUAGUAGUUAUGGUAGCUGUUUAUGAGUUUUGUACAGAAAAUGACCUGUCUUAGAAUGAAUUUUGAUAAGAGGAAAAGAAAGACCCUGCCAUAGUAAUUAGGAUGGAGAUAUGGUAUAGGGUGCUAGGGAAAUGAAUGUAAGUUGUGACAUUUUGUACUUUUAGUUUGUGGAUGGAAAAAUGUCACUUUUCUUUCACUUGUA